Oncorhynchus nerka (sockeye salmon) is the source of this 2618-nucleotide messenger RNA. Its product is annotated as ribitol 5-phosphate transferase FKRP-like. The transcript has 2 exons. Bases 239 to 1846 code for a protein of 535 amino acids. Gene Ontology annotation, cellular component: Golgi apparatus. Gene Ontology annotation, biological process: protein O-linked glycosylation via mannose. The record is from RefSeq and is a predicted model, not a curated record. Lineage: Eukaryota; Metazoa; Chordata; Actinopteri; Salmoniformes; Salmonidae.
UUUUACACUGUAAGUAAGAGCUAUUGAACUGGCGGUGUCUCCAUGUUGUGCUUAGCUCAGCCACCUCUGCACACAGAGAGCGAAUUCGAUCUAUUCCAGCAGCUGGCCAUUAUUAUUCCGGCGCACAUAGGCUGUAGCUCUUUACUGAUGGGGUCCUGAUGUUUAUGGACAGGCUUUCUGAAUAGAGAGCUCCAUCCUAUAGCUUUCCCUGAGCCAGACGAGUGCAGCAAGAGGUGCCAUGCGGGUGAGUUUCUGCCAGGGCCUUCUGACUGGAGCCAUUGUUCUGAACCUGCUCAUCCUCUACUAUGUGUCCCGAGCCCAGCAGCAGAUGAUGGAGAAACGCCGGGACCCAGGAAGGGGCUCCAGGAAGGCUGCUUUACCUGCAUCUGGGCUGGGGGGCGGCAUGGGGGGCCUGGUGGGGGUUGGCGGGGGGAUGGUUGGCCCUGGAGGUGUCGGGGGAGAGGGGAACAGCCACGGCCCCCGUGUGACUGUCCUCCUACGGGAGUUUGAGGACUUUGAGAACUACGUCGGUGAUGUGGCACGCUCCUUCCUGCACCAGAGACCUGAGCUGCCCUUCUUGGCUGUGUCUGACACCCCGCCCUAUCCCCCUCUGUCUCUCCCCGAUGGGGCCCGUCUCCUGGUGCUCUCCCCCAGCCCCGAGCAGCCUCCGCAGGCCCACCGGCCAGAGUUCCACGUCCAGACAGAGUUUGUGCUGCUGGUGCCUGACGGGGUGGAGCUGGAGCAGGGCCGGGCUGUGGAGAGGCUGAUCCGGGAGCUGGAGGGGGAAGGUGGGGGGCCCGUGAGGCUGGUGGCGGCCCCCGUGUUGGCGCGCUCGGCCGUCCAGUGCCUGCACCUGCGGGUCAGUCUGAGAGAGUGGACGGCCACCUACACCCCAGCGGCGUCUGGGAGCAGUGGUAGCGUGUGUACAGCCCUUCAGGGGGACGCAGUGGUCCUCAUCCGCUCCGAGGACCUCUUCAACCUGUCUGUCCCACUGGGGAGGCCCCUGCUGCCCUCGCUCUUCAUCCAGACCUCCCUGCAUGGCUGGAAGGUCAAGCUCCUGGAGAGCCCCUGCUUCUCCGCCAGCCACCGGCCUCUCUUCAGCUCAGCCCACAACCAGUGGAAGGCAGACAGCCAUCUGAAGGAGGCCACUAGCCGGCUGAUGAGGAACUUUGGGCUGAAGCGUCUCCUACUGGCUGAUGGGAAGGAGCAGUGGCACGGCUGUGGGAAGGAGACGGAGCGUUGCUUCAGUACGGUCCGGGACGACACCCCUGAGUACCUGUACCUGGAUCGCUGGACCCCUCCAUGCUGCCUGCGCGCCCUACGCGAGACCACCAAGUAUGUGAUCAACAUCCUGGAGAGCUCCGGGGUGCGCUACUGGCUGGAAGGAGGCUCCCUGCUGGGGGCGGCCCGCCACCAGGACAUCAUCCCCUGGGACUAUGAUGUGGACCUGGGCAUCUACCUGGAGGACGUGCCCAACUGUGACUACCUGAAGAACCUGGAUUCUGGUUCUCUGGUGGAUGCUAACGGCUAUGUGUGGGAGCGGGCAGUGGAGGGGGACUUCUACAGGGUGCAAUACAGCGAGGCUAACCACCUUCACGUGGACCUGUGGCCCUUCUACCCGCGGAACGGCGUCAUGACCAAAGACACGUGGAUGGAGCACAAGCAGGAUGUGGAGUUCCCCGAGCACUUCCUGCAGCCGCUGGUGCCGAUGCCGUUCGCCGGCGUCACCGCCUACGGCCCGAACAACCACCGCGCCUUCCUGGAGCUCAAGUUUGGGGAGGGGGUCAUCGAGAACCCCCAGUACCCCAAUCCUGCCAAGAAGAGGCUGGACAGGAGCCGGCUGUGAGGGAGGGGUGUGGCUGGGACCUUUGGGGUUUUUCAUGUGGCCCCGCCAAAAGGACAAAACGAUUCUAGCCACAACCCGAAACAUAUUGGUAGCAAUCUGUGAUUGGGUCACAAGUGGGUAUCCAUUGGGAAUAACUGUCCUCAAGGUUGCCAAAAUGCACGGAUCAAUGAUAAGUCCCUGGAGGGAAGUGGUUAAGAGAGAACCGACGCUGCUGCUCUUAACCCGGGCCAGCCACACUGAUGCCACGAACACGUGUGUUUGUUUGAUUUACUGCCUGCCUUUGUCAUCUGUCUCUUUAACACAAGAUCCUCACCGUGGGGGAAGCAACGGGCUGCACGUUACUUCAGGAGGCGUGACUGACUGACCUCUGUCAGAACCGUGUCCGUCACUGCGACUGAGACUGUGGAACAGGGCCUGCAUUCAUAAAGCGUCUGGUCGAGUAGGAGUGCCGAUCUAGGACCAGGUCCCCGGCGUCCCAUGUCAUCUCAUUCUGUGUGAGCUAAAAGGCAAAACCGAUCCUAGAUCAGCACUUUAUGGAACACAAGGGGACUGCUGCUGACCUACAUGACAGGUCGACUGAAGACUCCUUGCAGAGGUCCAUUAUUCUGUAUAAGCUGUGAAUUAAGUAUAGAGACAGAGUAUUUAUACAUUCAAAACGGUAUUCUGUUGCACAUCAUUUUCCGGUACAUAAAUGACCAGAUAUUUAGUAAGAAAUUCUAUGGUAAAAUGGUAAUUACACAGUAAUUCUAUAUUUAUUUUAAAUAAAAAAAAA